This is a messenger RNA of Vanessa tameamea, 1065 nucleotides long. Its product is annotated as probable isoaspartyl peptidase/L-asparaginase GA20639. The record is from RefSeq and is a predicted model, not a curated record. Gene Ontology annotation, cellular component: cytoplasm. Lineage: Eukaryota; Metazoa; Arthropoda; Insecta; Lepidoptera; Nymphalidae. Bases 79 to 1020 code for a protein of 313 amino acids. Gene Ontology annotation, molecular function: asparaginase activity; beta-aspartyl-peptidase activity. The transcript is spliced from 6 exons.
UAUAAUGUAAAUUAUUCACAUGUAUAUUAUUGUCUAACAGACAGUGAUACAAUAUAAUAAUUCUUUAGAAACCUAUAAAUGGAGCCUAUUAUUAUUGUCCAUGGUGGUGCUGGGGAUAUUCCGCUAAGUCGUGUUCAAGGGAAAUUAAAUGGAGUUAAAGCUUCUGCAGCUGUUGGUCAAAAAAUAUUAGCACAAGGAGGCACUGCCUUAGAUGCUGUAGAAGCAGCAGUUGUACUCAUGGAAAAAGAUGAAUAUUUCAAUGCUGGCUAUGGAUCUGUAUUAAAUUUAAAAGGCCAAGUCGAGAUGGAAGCUAGUAUUAUGUGUGGGAACAAUCUUGAUGUUGGAGCAGUUACUCUUAUUAAAGAUUUUCUUCAUCCAAUAAGUAUUGCUCACAAAGUUCUCACAAAUUCCCCUCAUUCGUUGCUGGGUGGUGAAGGAGCUAAAAUGUUUGCCUUGGAAAUGGGAUUCUCUACAGUACCUCCUGAAUCUUUAAUAAGUGAAAAUGCAAAAAGUGCUUUAGCUGAAUUUUUAAAGCAUGGUGAAUUUGGUAGAACUGAAAUAGGACUAAGAGAUGAGGGUGGUGUUGGUACAGUGGGCGCUGUUGCAAUAGAUUGUAAUGGUCAUAUAGCUGUGGCUACUAGUACAGGUGGAAUGAGUGGAAAAGCUGUUGGUCGUAUUGGUGACACCCCCCAAAUUGGUAGUGGUACUUAUGCUGAUGAUAAUAUUGGAGGAGUUUCUACAACAGGCCAUGGGGAAUCUAUUCUUAAAUACUGUUUAGCACACAGUAUAAUCAAGCUAAUGCAAAGUGGAAAUGUUGCAAAUACAGCAACUAAAUUAGCUAUCAAUGGUAUGACUGAACGGCUAAAAAAUACAGCAGGUGCAAUAACUUUAUCUAAGAGUGGUGAUGUUGGAAUAAAUUUUAGCUCAAAGAGAAUGGCUUGGGCUUAUAUUAGAUCAAACAAAAUAUAUUUUGGAAUAGAAAAAGAUGAAAUCCUUGAAGAGGAUUAUGUGUCUAUAUAAGCAUUUCUUUAAAUGUCAUGUAAAAAUAAAGGAAUUUUAUCCUUU